Molecule: messenger RNA, 472 nt
Organism: Phialemonium atrogriseum
Lineage: Eukaryota; Fungi; Ascomycota; Sordariomycetes; Cephalothecales; Cephalothecaceae
Exons: 3
Coding region: 42-410 (122 amino acids)
Source: RefSeq, a predicted model, not a curated record
CAGCCUUCGACGUCGGCGCAGCAUUCAGAGAAACAAUAACGAUGGCUCCUACUGAUUCAGAAGGUCCCACUGGGCCUUAUAGGCUACUGACGGUGAACAACGCGCCUGCAAGGGCAAAGGUCCUAAUCGGUCGCGUGGUUAAUGAUCUUCAAGAUCGCUACAUUAUUGAACAUGUUGGAAACUGCACAUCUAAGGAUGAGCUCGAACCAAUGCUCACAGAACUGCGCCCUGAUAUUCUUUGCUGUGCUUCCAUGUGGACUCCGGCGGAGAGCUCGGAAAUGCAGGAGAAAGCAAGAUCAAUCCUCCCUGGUAUCAAAACACAUGCGAUCCCUCAAGGUUUACAAGUCAAUCAAGGACCAGAUGCGAUAGUUGCACAUCUGAAGGAGCAGUUUCCUAUUUUGUUGGGCUAGGUGACACACGGGCUGCCCACGUAUCUAAAGAGCAUAAAGUAUAAACGAAGGAUAUUGAGAGG